Messenger RNA from Helicoverpa zea (corn earworm), 726 nucleotides. Its product is annotated as trypsin delta-like. Lineage: Eukaryota; Metazoa; Arthropoda; Insecta; Lepidoptera; Noctuidae. Gene Ontology annotation, molecular function: serine-type endopeptidase activity. The record is from RefSeq and is a predicted model, not a curated record. Gene Ontology annotation, biological process: proteolysis. The transcript has 5 exons. The coding region runs from base 1 to 654 and encodes 217 amino acids.
AUGGAGGUGAGGGCAGGAUCCCGUCACAUAGACCGCGACGGUCAGGUGGCUGGCAUUCAGGAGGUCAUGAAGCACCCCAACUGGGGCCUGCGCAAGAACCCUGAUAAUGAUGUCGCCCUAAUACUUCUGGAUAGGAACAUCAGGUUUUCACAUGACGUGCACGGUGUUGACAUACCGAACAAAGUCAUGAUGCCAGCCUUCGACGAUGCUUGGGUCACCAGUUGGGGCGCUGAAAGACGAGAUGGAGUAUACGACACGGAUUCCACGUCACUGCAAGUAUACCACACGCGGCUGAUGGACCGGGAGAAGUGCAACAACAUUACGAUGCGGUUCAGCGUCAUCGUCUCUGAGAACUUCAUCUGUUUGUCGCAGAGUGGGAAGGCUGCGCCUUGCACUCGAGAUACCGGUGCCCCAGCUGUGAGUGAUGGCAUCCUUUGGGGUCUAGCGUCAUGGGGGAUUAGGAAAUUAUGCGGCACCGAGCGGUUCCCAGCGAUGUUCUCGUACCUAGCCUCGCACUCCAACCUGGAUUUCAUCACGAAUGCUACCCAUUUUCUGAUGUCUGACCAGAGGCACUACCCUUACGGAGACCGCUACCCCAGUGGAUUACCUCAGGCACCUAAGGUAGAAAGUAGUAAGAAGAAAUCGCAAUCAUAAGGGAUGGUUUUGAACGUUUUUCGGCUGUUCCCGGAUUUUUAGUUAGGAUAUAUAAGUAUGUUAUAAAAGUAU